Daphnia carinata is the source of this 2949-nucleotide messenger RNA. It is a transcript of the gene MTA1-like, whose product is annotated as metastasis-associated protein MTA1-like. Gene Ontology annotation, biological process: negative regulation of transcription by RNA polymerase II. Gene Ontology annotation, cellular component: nucleoplasm; NuRD complex. The transcript has 16 exons. The coding region runs from base 134 to 2752 and encodes 872 amino acids. Gene Ontology annotation, molecular function: transcription corepressor activity; histone deacetylase binding; transcription coactivator activity. NCBI's taxonomy places the organism in Eukaryota, Metazoa, Arthropoda, Branchiopoda, Diplostraca, Daphniidae. The record is from RefSeq and is a predicted model, not a curated record.
CAACUGAAGACACUUGUACCUAGUUUUGGGAAAUCAGUAAGGGAUUUUUUUUUUUUACUGUUCAUGAUAAUUUGACUAACAGCAAAUAUUUGACGUUACAUACCACACACAAGUGACAGUUUUCUACUGUAAAAUGACAACUAAUAUGUACCGAGUUGGGGACUAUGUCUACUUUGAAACUGCACCCUCUAUGCCUUAUCAAAUUCGAAGAAUUGAAGAGCUAAACAAGACAUCAAGUGGUAAUGUGGAAGCUAAAGUUAUGUGCUAUUUUCGAAGACGAGACAUACCUGCCACCCUGCUUUCACUUGCUGAUAAACAUCAAGAAUUUGUUGAUGGUGUAGUUGGUGAUACUAAUGGGAAUAGUAUGGUAAAGCCUGAUACUAGCUGUUCUCCUGCGAAGAUUGCCACAUCACCUACAUCAAGUCUUGAUCCUGCUACCAAUGAAGCUGAACCAGUAAAAGUGGAAUCUGAAACAGAUGCAAAAGUUCCAAGCAAAAAGGAAGAAGAAACAAGUGCUUCUAUAACUGAGACCAAACCAGAGAUCACAGAAAAAAGUGAAGAAAAAGAGCCAAUAGAUGAGUUAAGUUCCAAACAGAAAAGUCAGUUGAAUCAAAGGGAAUUGUUUUUAUCCAAACAGGUUGAAAUUCUUCCAGCAACAAACAUUCGUGGAAAAUGUAGUGUUACUCUUCUCAAUGAAACUGAAUCAUUUUCUUCCUACAUUGACAAAGAUGAUGCCUUUUUUUAUACAUUGGUGUAUGAUCCAGUGCAACGAACGCUCCUAGCUGACCGCGGUGAAAUUCGCGUUGGCUCGCGCUAUCAGGCAGAACCCACUGCCCUCCUGAAAGAAGGUCAUACCGACGGCCGCAAUAUGGAAGAGUUAGAAGUCUUAACGUGGACUCCAGAACACGGGUUGUCAGAUCGUGAAAUAGACCAGUUUUUGGUAGUUGCCAGGUCAGUGGGCACGUUUGCCCGGGCAUUAGAUUGCUCUUCGUCAGUAAAACAACCCAGUUUGCAUAUGAGUGCAGCUGCUGCCUCAAGAGAUAUAACUUUGUUUCACGCCAUGGAUGCCCUCCAUCAAUCAAAUUACGAUCUAGGCAAGGCGAUGUGUGCCCUCGUGCCUCAAACAGGUCCCAUAUUAUGUCGUGACCAAAUGGAAGAAUGGUCAGCGUCGGAAGCAAAUCUUUUUGAAGAAGCAAUGGAAAAAUACGGGAAAGAUUUCAAUGACGUUCGCAAUGACUUCUUGUCCUGGAAAGUACCGUCCAGUUUAAUUGAGUACUACUAUUUAUGGAAAACCACGGAUCGCUACGUUCAGCAAAAGAGAGUGAAGGCUGUUGAAGCUGAAUCUAAACUGAAACAAGUCUAUAUACCCACUUACAACAAGCCACAUCCCGCUGCCAUAGGCCCACCACUUCCACAAUCGUCAAAAAAUGGAGCUCACCAAAUCGAAAUCGGUUUGGGACCCGGCAAGUUUUGUGAAUGCUGCUCAGUGGCAACAUCGGUACAGUGGUACGCUUGGAAUCCGGCUAAUGGUGCCUCUCCUGCCACCCUACCACAAAGCAGGUUGUGCCAAGCGUGUUGGUCUUACUGGAAAAAAUAUGGAGAGCUCACCGUUUCUAGCAAAGUUGCUUUGCCGGCUUCGUCCGACGAAGACUCCAAAAACUUGAGUGGAGGUCCAGAAGCUUUGACUUCGCGCCCUCAUCGCUGUUCGACUCAGGGAUGCGGGAAGACUCGAACUGCUUUUUAUUUGGCGGUAACACCCAUAACUCGGUUGGCCCGAAGAUUUUCUGCUCAUUUAUUGCGACCACGCCAUGCUGCACGGUUUCCUUUCCUUCCAAUUAGUGCUGCAGCUAUUCGGCAGGAUUUUCAAAUGCGUAUGGCUCGAAAGACAUCAGCAGAAGUGCAAUCCUGGAUGUUGCGUGCGCAAAAGCCACUGGCGCCAAUUCGUCCUCCUAAACGUAUACGCGUCGCAGAUCUGACCUUUCGGCUUGCCCGUGGUCAGAUCCAACCCACAACGGCAGCUUGGCUCAUUCUACCAGAUCGUUCCUUGCCCAAGACAAAGCUGAAUCGUGAAGCUUUUCCAAAACCCCCCAAAGCUGCUGAUGGUAGUCUCAUAUACGAUAAAAUAGUAUUACCCCAGCGAGAAACAGAGCGAUUGAAAAGACGUCCAGAUGAUUCUCCUUUGGAAGGUCCUCCCUUCAAACGCUCUGCCCGUGAGAGUCCGAGUAAUGUGGUAUCCCCGUUAUCUGUUUUGGCUCCGUUAUCCGGCCUAGCCAUGGGAAUAAGCGGAAGUCCAACACCAGUGGCUCCUUCUCCUUUCCUACCCAACUUGUCGAGCAUUGCGUCUCUGCCGAUAUCUUCAUUACGGCCGAAUAUUCCUUCAGAGCUCUACGUGUCUGCCUUGGCCAAUUCGAGUGGGCUAGUUCCCCUAUUGCCUGGAUCAAAGGGUUCUCCGUCACCAUCGUCCGCUAUAUCUCCAACAGUAAAGCCAAGUUUGCUUCCGUCCGUUCCGCAGCCUCUCACCGCUCCUAAUUUACUUGCGGGACGGGGUGCGCGCAGCCAUGGAUCUCGUGGUGGCCUUCAUGGGCAUUCAGGUGGACGGAUCAAACAGUUACCAACGUGGAUGGACGCACCCGACGACCUCUUUUUCCAUUCAACUCAAAUUACCAAGAAACUGAGACGCCAGUUGGCAACCCAAGAGCUCCGGCGUGCCGCACGUAAACCAUGGCGACCAUUGACCCCUCGCAAAGCCUGAAAAGCUCCUUGGCUUUUUACUGCAAUGCAUCUCCUUAUCAUCCUAUAUUUACCUGCCCGUUUUCUGUUGUUGUAAUCUCUUUUUCCUUCCCCGACGAUUCAUUUAAGGGGUCGGUCUCUUUAUGAAAACAGGCGCUGCGAUAUACUCGACAAGACUUCUUUUUAACAAAUUGCUUCAUCAUUAUGUAGCAUCAUCAU